Raphanus sativus (radish) is the source of this 2091-nucleotide messenger RNA. Its product is annotated as protein PTST homolog 3, chloroplastic. The coding region runs from base 47 to 1870 and encodes 607 amino acids. The record is from RefSeq and is a predicted model, not a curated record. The transcript is spliced from 11 exons. Lineage: Eukaryota; Viridiplantae; Streptophyta; Magnoliopsida; Brassicales; Brassicaceae.
UUUGUCAGUGAUAGAUGCUGCUUGGCAACUUCGUAGUCCGACAGCCAUGGCGACUUUGUCUUUCUUCUCUUCUUUGGCUUCCUUACACAAUCGGAAUCCAAUGUUCUACCAUCAGCAGCCGCAACUUCCUUUUGUUCCCCACUUGAAUAACUUGAAGAAGAAGAAGAAGAAGAACGCUUUCAUAUGUUUCGCUUGUUCCACCAAACAAACCAGAGUUCGUAAGAGAGUGAAGAGCAACGAGGAGCUACGUAAUGAGAUUCUGGAGUUCGUUGCUUUGGCUGGGCUUCCUCCAGGUCACGUCCCCUCCAUGAAGGAACUCUCUGCUCAUCAAAGAGUUGAUCUUGCCAACGUUGUAAGACGAAGAGGAUAUAAGUUCAUCAGGGAGCUUCUUUCCAACUCUGAGACUGAAGACUGUACUGAGCUUACAAGUCCAAGUGGCAUCUCUUUAGAAGACUCGUUAACAGAAGAAGGUCAGGACGAAGAAGCACUUGACGGAAGCUUGCCUACUGAAGAACGACCUUCAAGCACCGACAUAUACUCUAAUGCAACAGAUGCUAGUGUCUCUCUUGAUCGUAUAACAAAUAGUUUUCCAGAGGAAGUUGAUGAAGCGUACUCAAGUCCCGAGGAUGAUGAAUGUGUAAGUGUCAGUAAUGAUGAAUCUUCAUUGGCUGCACUUUCGAGUAUGGAAAGCUCCAUUCCAGACUUGGAUGACAGUAACCACUCAGCAGAUAUCACAGAAAGUAAAUCAAAGAUUGAGAGCGUGGAGCUCAGUAAUGUAGCUGACACUGAAUCCUCCUCAUCUUCAGUAUCCGAUUUAGAUUAUACUUCAAGCUCUUCAGAGAGAGAAGCUGACAAUGUUUUGGUGACAGAGGAGGAUGAGGAGGUCAACGAUGUGGAAGAUGAUUCCUCUCUUCUUAGCUAUGAUCAUUACACCAGUCAAGAUCUCAAUCACACCACCAAAAACGUUGUUGAAAGUGUUGCUACUGAAUCCUUGUCUGGUGAGAACACCAUGGCAAAUGCAGAGAAUUUUCAGAAUCAGCAGAUUGAUCAUAUGGCUGAAAAGCGUUCUGACGAUAUUUUAGUUGAGCCUGAUGAUAAAGAUUGGAUGUUAGGACUUCCUUCUUCAACUUCAAGCAUAGAAGAAAAAACAACCAGAUUUAUCCAGAACGGAUACUUGGAUACAGUUGAUGAUGAUGAUGAAAAUGACAGACUGAAUGAAGAAACAAACAAAGGUGGUGAGUACAGUCAGAGAAGUGUGAGUAUGGCGCCAAAUGGAAGCGCCCUAGCAUAUGAGGAGGUUACCCAUGCGACACAAGUUAAUAACUCUAAAAGGAAUAGUGAUCAAAGACAUGGGAAUGCUGAACUGGACAAGGAUUCACAUGAUGAGGACAUGAAACGGGAAAAUCAGGUUGAAAUUACUCGGCUGAGGUUCAUGCUGCGUCAAAAAGAGCUGGAGCUGUCAAGGUUAAAAGAGCAGAUUGAAAAGGAAAAGCUGUCUCUAUCGGUUCUUCAAAGAAAAGCUGAAACAGAGAUACAAAAGGCCCAAAUGCUCGUCUCACAGAAGGAUGUUGAGUUGCAAGAAGCUGAGGAAAGUCUCUCAGGAUUGCAAGAGGUUGAGAUUGAAUAUUGCGGGGAUGGUAAUGUUGUGGAGGUGACUGGCAGCUUCAAUGGCUGGGAGCACCGAGUGGGACUGGAGCUUGAAACAUCCAAGUCAACCGGGAAACAGAAAUGCUGGUCAACAUUACUGUGGUUGUAUCCUGGUACAUAUGAGAUUAAAUUCAUCGUGGACGGUCAAUGGAUAACUGACCCUCGAAGAGAUUCAGUUACAAGAGGACACGUCACAAACAACAUUCUCAAAGUAGACAGAUGAUCCUAUUGCUUUUACUGCUUUAGAGUUAAAGUCAACCAAGAGCCUCGCAGAUGAUGGUUACCAGCUUAAACAGAGGAAGGAGCAGAGCAUGUUAUCAACUUCUUCGAUGAUCAUUUUCAUGUAUAAGGUGUUUUGCUCUGUUCUUAGAGGUAGUAGAGUAUGUAAAAAGUUACAAUCUCAGGUAAUUGAUUAAAUAAAUAUCAGAAUCAAGUCUCGUAGCA